GAGUGGACAAUCAUAAAAUCGAUAGGCCCAUAAAGACUGGGUGGGCCAGCCCGAUCCGGCAAUCCCAAGUCCCGAAUCUGGCACUAGAUAUUAGAAAAUUUGGGAAUGGGAGUGAAAGAGGACGACGAAAUCUGAUACUCCUAUUUUGGUAAUACAAAGAAAAUUUUAUUGAAAGAAGAAAAUCGCGAGUGAUAGGAUGGAUGGAAUCGGAGAGGAGGGGGGAGGAAUAAGGCUGAGAAAGAAGUUCCCCGAUGACAACAAGCCUGGCUCUUCCGCCGAAGUUGACUACAAGACAAAACCUGGCACCGCUUGGAGCCAUUCCUAUCUCAACCAGAAACCAUGGCAUCCCCUCUCCUACCCUAACCAACGCCGCAAAUGGAUCGCUGAGCAGACCCAUGCCCAGCGCGUGCGCCGUGCCGAUGAAGUCGCUCGCGAGUAUGCCCAAGAGCAAGAAUUCUUUCGCCAGACGGCUCUAAUUUCCAAAAAAGAGAAGGAAAAGGUGGAGAUGAUGAAAGCUGUUAGCUUUAUGUAUGUUCGUCCGCCUGGUUAUAAUGCUGAAAGUGCCAAAGCGGCCGAGAUUGCUGAUGAGAGGAAAAAAACUGAUCAUAACAACGUAUCCGAUGAUCAUUCUACCGAUGUGCCUUCCACAGCAAUGCAGCCGGAAUCUUUGCCCGGUGGAGGUGCUACUACUCAAGAGAAACGGAAAUCAAGACCUAAAGAUGUUUUUGGACGUUCUUUACCAACAGAGGAAGAGUUUGAAGUUCUUAAAAACGCUCCACGGCUGGAGACUGGUGUUCCUGGUAGGGUUAAACCAUUUGCUGUUGAAGUCCGUAAUGUAAAAUGUCUUAGAUGCGGAAAUUAUGGUCACCAGAGUGGUGAUCGUGAUUGUCCAUUGAAGGAUGCUAUAAUGCCGAAUGAAGAGAGUCGCUUAAAAAGAGAUGAUCCAUUGACUGCUAUCAUGGCCCAAAUGGAUCCUACUGAGCCUCUGAAGUGGGAGCUAAAGCAAAAACCAGGUAUGAGUCCUCCUCGCGGUGGAUUUCAACCAGAUGAUCCCAAUCAACAAAUAGUUGCUGAGGAUAUAUUUGAUGAAUAUGGAGGAUUCCUUAGUGGGGGUAAUAUCCCUGAUUUGUUGACUAACAUCUCGUGCAAACCCAAGAAAAGGAAGUCCUCAAAAAAAAGUAAACACAAGAGGAAUUCAUCUCCAAGUACUUGGGAUGCCGAUGUUCCUAAUCAAGAUGGCUUAUCCUCAAGUUCUGAUGAUGAUGAGAAGAAGUCAAAGAAGAAGAAAACCAAGAAGAAGAAAUGGCGGAAUUAUUCUGGGUCAAGUUCUGAUGAUGGUGCAGAGUUUGAUAAGCAUAAGAGGCAGAGAAUAAACAAGCAUUCUUAUUCAUCAGAAGACUCUGACUCUGGCAGGCAAUACAGGACUAAAGAAAGGCGAGAAAAGCGUUCAUAUACAUCUGAAGAUUCUGAAUCUAAUCCAGAAUGCUGUGGUAAAAAGAGCAGGUCAAAGCAUUCUUAUUCAUCUGCAGAGGACUUUGAUAGGCAUUAUAGGAAGGGCAAACAUAAGCGAUCUUACACACCUGAAGAUUCCGACUCUGGCAGGCAUGAUAGGAAGAAAAAGAGUACCCGAAAGCCUUAUACUUUGGAUGAAACGGAUGCUGAUAGACGCAGGAUGAGUCAAAAGAGCAGACAAAGGCAUUCUAAUUCAUCCGACAAGAAUCAUAGGCAUGAUAGGAAAAGCAAAAACAAGCAUUCCUAUUCAUCCGAAGACUCAGACUGCCAUAGGCAUGAGCCUAGGAAAAAGACUAUGCAAAAGCCUUACAACUCAGAAGAUUCAGACAUUGUUAGGCAUAAUAGUAGGAGGGAAAAGUACCGACUUAAGCAUCAUUAUUCAUCUGAAGAUGACGCUUAUAGACAUCUUAAAGGUGAAAAGAGUUGGCAUAAGCCUUCAUCAUCAUGCGGAUAUGACGAUUAUUCUAACUCAGGUUUAGAGCGCAGAAGUAAACAUCAUCGUCAUCACUGAAACCAUAAAGUUCCCAUAAUUUGCACUACACUGAGAAUCUGGUCGUUUGAUUCUUUUUUAGCAUAUACCGGAAUAUGACGAUGAUGAAGAGUAGGGGAAGUAUACUAUUUUGAUAGCUUAGAAGCAUAAGAAAUGGAGUAUCCUUGUCAAAAUCAUAUGUACACGUUCAUAAUUUCAGUUUUGCUAUCAAAGGCAUUUUUGUCUGCUAAACUUCAAUUGUACCUGGUUUUAUGGCUUAGAUUUCGAGUCAGCCUUGAACCUGAUGAAGUUAAAUGGACGCUGACCAUCUCGUCGGGUGUUUAGAGAUUGAUGAACCAUCGAGUUUCUCUUUGUAAAACAGAUUUAUGCAAAGCUUGGAGGCAUUUGUUGCGCGUA
Molecule: messenger RNA, 2398 nt
Organism: Gossypium arboreum
Lineage: Eukaryota; Viridiplantae; Streptophyta; Magnoliopsida; Malvales; Malvaceae
Exons: 7
Coding region: 197-2023 (608 amino acids)
Biological process (GO): negative regulation of DNA-templated transcription
Cellular component (GO): nucleus
Molecular function (GO): transcription corepressor activity
Source: RefSeq, a predicted model, not a curated record